UUAGUUCCAUAUAUUGACAAGCAUAAAAUUCAAUGCCAAAUUCCUUCAUUUCACCUUUGUUGUUAGAGACUUCAGACAGAUCACAGUGAUUAUCAAUUAUGGCUUCAUCGUCACUUAUGAAGGCAGUUAAGCACUAGUAUAUCUAUUCUUCUUUGCAUUCCUAAAAAUUCUUGAAGUUCUAAUAUCAGAGUUCUAAUAUCAGGGAGCUUGGAGACUCUGUUGUACAUAGAGAAAUUUGAAAAAGCAAACUAUCGUGAUAGUUUCAAUAGACUAAAUCUAACCUCAGCAGUCAAUGAUAUAAUUCGAAGCCAACAAUUAUUGCAUAUUUAACGGUUCUCCAAGUGUUGGGUAAUAUUGGUAUCGUUAUCAUACAAACUCACCACCUAAAACUCUAAAUCCUUCCACCUACCAUUCUCUAAAAUCUCCUUUAAAAAUCCAUUAAGGCCAAACUUCCAUAUAAACCCUUCCGCUUGAGUUAUCAAAACUACAUGUGAUAAAAUGAAAACUAGUGAGCAGCUUUUGAAGGCUACUUCUGUACUGAAGAUUAUUAAUUUGGCAUUGCUGUGGUAGUGAAUUUUGGAGAUGAUAUUGAUGUGCGAGCACUUUUACUAGAGUCUCAUUUGUUUUCUUUAUCUCAUAAUGCUUUGUUUCAUUUUUCUUCAGGGAAGAGGAUUUUUUCAGACUUAAGAGCUAACCAUCCGGGGAUUGGUAUCUUCAUGUUCAGAACUGUUGCUGCAGGUGCUAGUGUCUUGGUGAUUGGAAUAAGCUCUGUGAUCCUUUUCAAAGCAUAUCAAUCAGAUGAAGCUGCUGAAUUCUUGCUAUAUUUCUUAAUCCUUUAUGUUUUUGGGUUCCCAGGAACUGUGAUUUUCAUAUCUUUUCUUGUGCUUCUACUAUUUAGAAUGGAAUCUCCAAGAAUGAUGAUGGUACCUCAGACUCCAGGAAACAUGGAAGUUCCAAUGAUGUACAAUUUCCAUCCAAAUCUGAAAUUUAUUCAAAAACCCCAAGAUUGUGGCUCCUUGCUUGUAUAAAUUCAUGUAAUAGCUGGAGAUAAAAGCUAAUCUUUCCCUUUAUUUUCA
This is a messenger RNA of Moneuplotes crassus, 1076 nucleotides long. The record is from the annotation of a GenBank genome assembly. NCBI's taxonomy places the organism in Eukaryota, Ciliophora, Spirotrichea, Euplotida, Euplotidae.